This is a messenger RNA of Equus caballus (horse), 1237 nucleotides long. RefSeq names its product ESX homeobox 1 (gene ESX1). Gene Ontology annotation, molecular function: RNA polymerase II transcription regulatory region sequence-specific DNA binding; DNA-binding transcription factor activity, RNA polymerase II-specific. Gene Ontology annotation, biological process: regulation of transcription by RNA polymerase II. The record is from RefSeq and is a predicted model, not a curated record. Lineage: Eukaryota; Metazoa; Chordata; Mammalia; Perissodactyla; Equidae.
AAGCAUGCCCACUACAAGCACCACUGUCGCACACACUCGCCCUGUUUUACUCAUACGCCCUGGUCACGACAGCGCCCCCAUCAGGUCCCACCGACACCAACCGGAGGUAAUGUGAACGCUAACAGAGGGCGUCUAACCGACGCGAGCGCCUACGCUUUGACCCUGCUGGGGGCAACAUACCCCCUAUAUAAGGUGCACGAGGCUCAGACUCCGCGCCGGAAGAGGUGCCAGCGGCAGAAGAGCACCCCCGCCGGGCCAGCUCCAGCUCCAACCCCAGCCGGGGAUCGCCACCGAGCGCAGCACAGAGACUGUGGAAGCGCGAGGAUUCAUCGACAGCAUGGAGCCUCGUCCUGGGUGCAGCCACUAUGACGCCGGCUACCGCAGCCUGGGAGCCCACGAGAGGGAGGAAGAACUGCGCGAUGUGAAGCCUACCUUGACCGGGGUGAUUAAAACACGAGGAGACGAGGAGGAGACGCUGUCCGAAACUGGGAACGGGGCAGACGCAGCAGGCGAUCUUGGUGCGAGAGGGCGCAGCCUCUUGGACCGCGAAACUCCUGAGGGAGGGCGUGGCGGCCGCGUGGAGCCGCCGCUGCAGCGGGAGGAGCCUCCCCCGCCGGCGGAGGGGCCACAGAUCGUGGAGAGGAACCGGCGCCGCUACCGCACCGUCUUCACCCAGCUGCAGCUGUACGAGCUCGAGCUCAUCUUCCAUCGCACUCCGUACCCCGACGUGCUCGCUCGAGAGGAGAUUGCAGGACGGCUGAAUCUGAAUGAAGGCCGAGUGCAGGUUUGGUUUCAGAACAGAAGGGCCAAGUGGAGAAGACACCAGAGGGCACAGCAGUUAAGAAAUCUGGUCCCCAUCGCCAUGGGUCCCCCUGUGGGGGUCACCUUUGAUGGGCUCUAUCCUGUAGUCCCUGUUCUAGAGGCUGCUUGGAGAUAUGUUCCUCUAGUGCCAUGGCCACUAGUGCCACCAGGGCCACCCCCACCACUUGUGGUACCCGAGCCACCCGUGAUGCCUGUGCCACCCCCAGCACCUGCACCUCCGUUUCCUGUGGCCCCUAUAGGUAUGGCAUGGGACCCUGUCAUCAACGGUCCUUACGCAGGUCCCAUUUUCUGAAGUAUGGUCUUUGUGACAGUUUUUCCAAAGUAUUUUUCUGCCAGAUAUGAAUUGUGCGUGGCACAACAUCAAGAGUUAUUCAUCAAAUACCUGUUAAAUGAACUGAAUAAAUGAACAAAAUCA